AUGUCUGGAAUGUGGGCGAUUGACAGCGGUGCAACACAUCACAUCUGCUAUGACAAGUCCAAGUUCGAAUUUCUGGACGAGCGCAAUGAAGGUGAAGUGUUGGUUGCAGAUGGGAACAAGGCUGCGAUCAACGGUGUCGGGACAAUCAUCGAAAAGGUGACCCUGUCCAACGGUGAAGAGCGCGAAGUCGAGAUCAAGAACGCGCUUUACGUCCCAAGCAUGAACAAAAACUUGCUUUCGAUACCACAAAUCAACAAAAGCGGCAAGUUUCAAGUGGCGUUUGAUGGUGACGAGAUGAAGAUUUCGCACAAAGGCUCCAAGCAAGUAAUAGCGAUGGCCGAUCUUGUGGAUGGCCUCUACUGGCUUCGUACAUACCAACGAUCGGUGAAUGCGGCUUCAGGACCAAGAGUCGAAAACCUUCAUGCGUGUAUGGGCCACGCACCGAUUGAUGUCUUGUGCAGAAUGGUCUCCAAGGGCAUGAUCAAGGAUGCCAAGAAGCCAGCAAAAUUGAGCGGAUCAAGCGUGUGUCAAGGUUGUCUAGAAGGAAAAAUGGUUCAACGACCGUUCCCGAGCAAUCCAAACAAGCGCCACUACGAUCCGUUUGAGCUUCUACACAUCGCCACUUGUGGUCCAAUGGAAGUCGACUCGCUAGGUGGAAGCAAGUACUUGCUACUGAUCGUCGAUGAAGGCAGCGGAUGUAUGAAGGGUUUCAGUCUGCGCGCCAAGUCCGACAGCGAAGAGUGCAUCAAGAAUGACAUCAUGGCAGCACAGACGCAGUUUGACUACAAGGUCAAGUUCGUUCGACACGAUGGUGCACGAGAAUUUGCGGCGAAUUCGCUCAAGGCAUUUUACGAUGAUCAAGGAAUCGAGCAGCAAGUUACCGUUCCGUAUGCGCAUCAGACCAACGGCACGGCGGAACGGGCAAUUCGGACUAUUGUGACGAUCGGGCGCAGCAUGCUUCACUACGCCAAGCUGGACAAGUGUGUUUGGGCUGAAGCAGCAAUGACGGCAAUCUACAUCAAGAAUCGCCUACCAUCGCCCAAGUGCCAAGAUCAAACCCCGUUCGAGAUCGUCAACGGAUUUCGACCAAGUAUGAAGCACAUGCGGGUUUUCGGUUGCCGAACAUUUGUGCUGACCCCUAAGGAAAAGAGAUCGAAAUGGGAUCCGAAGGCUCGUGAAGGACUAUUCAUGGGGUACGAAGAAGUGUCAAAGGCAUAUCGCGUUUACGACAUUGAAGCGGACCAAGUGGUGAUAUCUCGCGAUGUCACAUUCGACGAAUCAACGCUUGGUUUCUCGCCGAGGCUACCACAAGAAAUUGUUGAUGACACUGCGCUGGAUAUCGAAUCGAUGAACAUCAGCGAUGAGCCUCACCCCAUGCAGUUCAAGCAAACUGGAAAACGCAAAAGCCGUUCAAACAGUCAAGAACAAGUUCUACAACGGACACUUCUUGAGCGUCGUGGAACCGGGUUAGAAGAAGCAAGUGCCCCGGAUGACUCUGAAUCGCACCAAGCGAAGCGACGAUCAAGCGCUCGAGACAAUCUGGACGAAGAGCAAAAGGGCAGUGACGAAGAUAACGAGGAUGCUACACCUCAAGUCUUUUGGCGAGCGAGUGCCAAUGCAGUCGAAGGUACUGACUUGUCUGAGCCGACUGAUGAACUUUGGACUUCUUGGUCCGAGUGCAAAACGCAAAGUGAAUAUAUAUUUAUAAUAGGUACUUAG
This is a messenger RNA of Peronospora matthiolae, 1719 nucleotides long. Lineage: Eukaryota; Oomycota; Peronosporomycetes; Peronosporales; Peronosporaceae. The record is from the annotation of a GenBank genome assembly.